This is a messenger RNA of Pimephales promelas (fathead minnow), 2417 nucleotides long. It is a transcript of the gene slc22a7a, whose product is annotated as solute carrier family 22 member 7a. Gene Ontology annotation, cellular component: membrane. The record is from RefSeq and is a predicted model, not a curated record. Gene Ontology annotation, biological process: transmembrane transport. Gene Ontology annotation, molecular function: transmembrane transporter activity. Lineage: Eukaryota; Metazoa; Chordata; Actinopteri; Cypriniformes; Leuciscidae.
UACCAAGACAAAGACCUUCUUGUGUCUCAUUCAGACCCUAAAAAGCAUGACAGGGAAGAGUGUUAUGAAAACAUAUAGCAAUUCAGCACUGCUCAUCUCCUCAGACGACUCUCUACUCGCCGUUCACUGUAGACCAAACCAAGUGUGUCUCUAAGAGCAAAUUUCAUUGAGAAGAUCUCUAUUCUGAUGGGUGAGUAGAAAGAGCAUUCGCAAAAUAAAAACCACACAAACAGAUAUCAUAUCUACUUGGUAGCUUAUCUAACUUUCAGCUAUGAGGUUUGACGAUAUUCUUCAAGAAAUUGGUGGCUUCAACAAGUUCCAGUUUCUGGUUCUAUACAUCCUGUGGCUCCCACGGGUCAUCCUUCCACUGCAUUUCCUGCUCCACAACUUUAUCUCUGGUGUGCCAUCCCACCACUGUGCCCUGCCUCACUUGGACGGCUGGUACACGGGUGCCGCAGAGAAGGACAGUGAAUCGGCACAGAUUCUGGCUUUUGGCAUCCCACGUAAUGCAGAUGGCUCCUAUAGCUCCUGCAAGAUGUACCCUAUUCCCUUGGACUUUGACCCUAAUGGUGACCUGUCCCUACUGUAUGGGAACCGAUCAAAUGUGUCGGUGCCAUGCCAGCACGGAUGGACAUAUGAUCGCUCACAGUUCACCUCAACAACCGCCACCGAGUGGGACCUGGUAUGUGACGACAAAAAGCUAAACCAAGCCCUUGCCACAUUUUUCUUCAUUGGAGUGACAAUCGGUGCGGUUGUGUUUGGCCAGUUGGCAGACAAGUUUGGUCGUAAGCCAAUGAUUCAGGUGUCCUUUGUGGUCAGUGCUAUUUUUGGAAUUGCCGAGGCUUUUUCUACAUCUUACGUGAUGUUCGCCAUAGCAAGGACCUUGUGCGGACUUGCCUUGACCGGGAUGUCUAUCACCACAGUGGCCCUGUGUGUUGAGUGGACAGACAUUAAACAUCGCACAUUUACGGGUACCAUCAUCAGUCUCGGAUGGAGUGUAGGGAACAUGCUUCUGGCUCUUCUGGCAUAUCUCAUCAGGGACUGGCGCCACCUCAUCCUGGUAGUGACAUCACCCUGCCUUGUUGGCAUAAUUGCUUGGUGGUGGAUUCCUGAGUCGGCAAGAUGGCUGCUGGCCAAAGGCAGGGUAGAAGAGGCACAGAAGUAUCUCACUCAGUGCGCCAAGAUGAAUAGAAAGUACACUGAUAAACUAGAAACUGAGACCUUAAAGAAAAUCACCAUUUCUGAGGUCUCUGAAAAGGAACAUUCCUACCUUGAUCUAGUGAGGACACCGAAACUGAGGAAGAUUGUGCUUUUGUCAGGGAUCUUCUGGUUUGCAGUUGCUUUUACCUACUAUGGGAUCAGCUUCAACAUCACUGGGUUUGGUCUGAACAUCUAUCUCACGCAGUUUGUCUAUGGAGUCAUUGAAGUCCCAGCUAAGGUUGGGACCUACUUCACUCUGGAUAGGAUUGGACGGAGAAACGGCCAGGCGUGGUCUCUCAUUAUAGCAGGAACUCUGAUUGGACUAAACAGUUUAAUCCCAACAGAGUUGGCUGCUGUGCGUACAGGAAUUGCAGUUAUUGGGAAGGGAUUCUCUGAGGCAGCCUUUACCAUUGCUUUCUUGUACACAUCUGAGCUCUACCCUACAGUACUCCGGCAGUGCGGCUUAGGCUACACCUCUUUUAUAGCCCGUCUCGGAGGUGCGCUCGCCCCCAUGGUCAUAUUAUUGGAGGACGUGUGGAGCUUUGGACCGCCUCUAGUGUUUGCUGCCACUGCAGUUUUCAGCGGAUCUGUGGUCUUCCUGCUGCCUGAGACCACCAAUGUUCAGCUUCCUGAGAACAUUCUGGAUAUAGAGGAGGGGAGGCACACAGUGUCCACGGAAUCAGAGAGGGAUGUUGAACUCUCUGAGAUGAAUUCUGCGGCUUUACAAGAGAAGGACUCAUAAAGGCAAAUACUGUCAGAAGAACAAUGACUCCUUACAGUUCAACAUCUUCAUGGACAGCUGUGAAUAAAUAACAUCAACUGCAAGACAUUUUAUGGUUCACAAGGGAUUAAAAAAAAUAUUUGAGGUUUCACAAGACUAACACUUACGAAAAAUAACCAUGGUUUUACUACAAAAAAAUAAAAAAUAAAUAUUUCAUGGUUAUUAUAGUUAAACCAUGGUAACCACAAAGUAACCAUGGUUUUGCUACACUAACCAUUGUUUAACCAUGGUAAUUUUGUAAAACUGCGGUUACUCAAUCUGCCAAAAAACUGUGGCUACUACACUUUUACUAUAAAAAAACAAUGGUUAAUUUUCGUAAGGGAAGAAACAAGUAAAAUGUCAUUGAAUUUAAGUCAACAAAUUGCUGUCUAUUAAAAUAAGGUGCUUUUUGUAUUUUAUCUUCUGAAAAUAAAUAAAAUGUAAUGUUUGAAUGGUU